GGCUUGGGCUCAAUAACUGGGGAUUCAGUGCACAAGCAGGAGCAGCAGUAGUAGAGAGAGACUGGAGGGAUUCUCUUCUCCUUGUCAGUUCCUGCUCUCCCUGUGUUGGACCUUCACCCUUCUCCCAGCGCAUGUCGUGCACCUAGCCAUGUGGCCAUAUGUGUCCCAGAGUAACCUGGACAUGGCUGCAACGUAUGGACCCUUGGAAAACUAUGGGAACAGCCGAUGCAGCAGCACUAUGGACCCUUCUACCAGUAAUUUAGGCAGCUCCAUUACAGCAUGUAAGAAAAUCCUGUGUACCAGCCGACCUGGAGAGUCAUUGGAUUACUGGCUACAGAACUCUAGGAAUCUGUGCAGGAUAGGACUUAUUGAAGAAAGGUUGGAAACCCACUGCACAUCAGUAUGUUUUGUGAAUCUCAGUUUUAUGAAAGAGGAUUCAAGCCAUGACAUUUUAAAAAAGAAAUUGCUAGAUGUGUCUGCAGACAUCCCCAAACUAAUGACGUCAAUAAAGGCACAGGAGUUAAAAGAAAAUGAGAUGAUAUUGUUGAGUGGAUUAACAUCGGGGAGGCUCCGUCCGGGGACUGAGGGCCAACAAGUGUCCUGGCCAACAGAGAUCUGUCUUCUGCAAUACAUGAGAGCCCUUGGGAAAAGCAGCCCUUCCUGCAUCCUCUUGGAGCUGAAUAAAUUUCUUUUUGGCUUCGAGCUGGCACAAGAGAAUACUCUGCAUCAUGACAGCUCCCCCUUGCAAGCUGAGGAUGACACUAACUGCUCGGUGUCCUCCAUUGAGGAAGAUUUCCUGACUGCCUCUGAGCAGCUAGAAGAAAGCGAAGGGGAGAACUGCAGGGGAGAGCCUCCUGAUGAAAGUCUUCAGAGCAUAAACAGAAGAGAGACACACUCUAAACUGGGAAAAUACAAAGACCACAUAGAAGCUGCCAAUGAGACUUUCUAUUCAAACCAAGCUCCGGUGAAAAUAUACCAAAGAGAGGAGUCACUUGGAGAGCUUUUCCUGGAGGGAGUACAGCAAAAACACAAAUCAAAUGAAAGCAGCCUUUGUUCAUUUAUGGAUAAUCAUGAAGAAAACAAAAAUGUAAACAGACAUUGUCUUCAUGGUCUGUGCAAUGUGGACAUAUGCAAGGAGCAAGAUGUAAAGGAAAAAAAAGAUUACACAAUGGUAUGUACUUCUGAUCAUAUUGGUGAACCUGCUACCACUGGCCAGUAUGCAACUAACCUAGCCGAAUGUGUAUUACAAGAUGCAUUUAUUAGAUUGUCACAGCCAGAAACUUCUUUCACCAAGGAGGCAGCCGUAUCGAUUUCAGCUAGAGACACUUUGACUUUUGGAAACUUCACCAAACAAGAUGCUCCCCUAGCUUCUCGUUCAUGGAACGAACUCCCUAAAAUUGUUAUAGUUCAAAGCCCAGACAGCUAUGAAAAUCCAACAGAGUGGACAGACGAAUCUCACUGGCCAGAGCAGGAAAGUCCUAUGAAUGAUUCUGAAAUGUGCACAGAUGAGAAUGGUUCUGUUGUUUCCACGAAAAACACUUUAGAAAUGGCCUUAGCUUGUGCUGCAUCAGUAAUUGGAACCAUCACAAGCCCUCACACUGCCAAGAAAAUAAAAAUAGAACAUGAGGGACACAUGGAUUUAGAUAAAAAUACAGAUGAGCAGCAAAGAGACAGAGUAGGACCUUCAAGCAUCACUUUGGGGCCUGAUUAUUCUGUACCCUCUGCAUUGUGUGAAAUGACCCAGGUGGCAAGUGCAGUAGCAGUUUGUGGUAUUGGAGAACAAAAACAGAUCUCUUAUCCAACUACGGCCAGUGGACUUCUGGCAGCUGCUGAUGCCUCCACAGCUGUGACUCUGCAUUGCAGCAUUACAUUGGGGAGCAGCUUGGAAACACUAAAAGACAACAUUGCAAAGGUCUUGCUUAGCGAAGCCUCGAUGGUAUUGACCAGUCCUUGCACCUACAGGAAUAUUGGGGAGUUUAUAGAAUGUUUGAAUGAAAGGAUCAUGACUAGUGUCAACUCGUCCAAACUGACACAUGUAGAGGAUGUUGUUAAUGAUGAUCUGGCUCAUAACUUGUCUGAUGCAAUCCUAAGAUAUUCUGCAGAGAAAGCUACACAGAGACUACAUAGUGAUGAUGGCAAGGGCAAAUCUGGGACACAAGGUGCUUUUGUUGCAGCAGCAACAGAAAUACUUUUUAAUGUGAUGCAUUUCACCUGUAAAAAGAUGGGUGACUUGGUACAGUCAGGGGAUCUGCCAUUUGACUUGAAAGAUGAUAAAAACAACACUACUAAUUCACAGAUAGAAGAGAGUCAAAGUCUUGGAUUGGUAGAUGAUAUCACAGUAGCUCAAAAGACAGAGGACCUACAGAAUAGGACCAGGCAACAUCAGAUUUGCAAGAACAGCCCGGAUAUAAAACAUGAACAUUUGGAACAUAAACUUUCCCAGUAUGAGACCACUGAAGCUGAUGCACCAGCAGAACUAUACAACAGAAACAGUGGCCAAACCAAUCUGCAAAUGAAAAUGUCAUGUACUAAACCAUAUAUAAAAAGGGAGAUGUACAGACGCCAUCACAAUGAGCACAGAGUUUUCUUAUCCAAAGAGAGCACCAUGAAUGCAGAAGAACUCAAGCACUCUAGCCAAGAUAAUGGAUCAAUGGAAGGAGUGACACGUUUUGGAAGCCAGGAAAAACUUAAUUCCGAGCCCAGUGUAAUAAAGGACUUCUCUUCAAAUUCAAGCUCGCCAAUUAAUUACAUGCUACAUCCAUCACACGCUGCGAUUCCAGUGAAACACGCAGCCAAUAAUUACUGUUUAACAGACUUUGCAGAUGACUUAGCAGAAACUGUUGUUUCUAUGGCCACUGAAAUUGCAGCAAUUUGUCUAGAAAAUUCCCAUGGAAAGCAGCCAUGGUUUUGUGCUUGGGCAAAAAGUAGCGAAUGCCUCAUCCCACCAUGUCGAACUGUGAAAAGAAAAAAAGACACAUCCUCUGGUGGAUCUGUAGUAAGGAGGCACAGGCCACCUCGCCUUAGUGAAAUUAAAAAGAAAACAGAUGAGCACCCAGAGCUAAAGGAACGGCUUAUGAACAGAGUGGUAGAUGAGUCCAUCAACCUUGAGGAUGUGCCUGAUGCUGCCAAUGCUUUUACCAAUGAAGUGGCUGCAAAAAUUAUGAAUCUAACUGAGGCAUCGGUAGCAGACGCGCUGUGGCAAGGACAAAACGUGUCACGCAACAGGUUACACUGUGACAGGUGGAGCAGGGGUAAAGCAUCUAGUUAUGAAAGCAUCCCAGAGGAAGACUCCGAUGCUAAGGGUCUUCCCAACACCUUGGAUCCAAGUAGCAUUUUAGGGCUGCCAUUCAGCAGGACAAGCUCAGUGUCAAAGCAGUCCAGCUGCGAAAGCAUCACUGAUGAAUUCUCUAGGUUUAUGGUCAACCAAAUGGAAAAUGAGGGCAGGGAGUUUGAACUGUUAUUAGAUUAUUAUGCUGGGAAAAAUGCAGCUAACAUCAUGAAUUCUGCAUUACAGCAAGCCUCAAAAAGAAACAAUCACUUGAAUGUUAAAACAAGUUGCCUGUCUAAGCAGUCAAGCACAGAGAGCAUAACAGAAGAGUUCUACCGGUAUAUGUUGAAAGAAAUAGACAAAGAAAACAAAGAAAUGUCCAACAGGAACACAGCAGCGUGGACAAGCAGUUUGCGGCCUCCAACACCCCGCACUCCAUUCUGCUUUCGGCAGUCUUCUAUGCCGUGUAAUCGAUCUUCAAGCGCCCGUUUGACAGUGAACACUCCGGUCAAAGCAAAUUCUUUGGAUGGGUUUGCAAGAAGUGGCUCACAAGAUUUUCUCUAUCUGCAGCCUGCCAGUGCUAUGUCCUCUGUCAACCUUUGCAAAUCGGACUCUUGCCUCUACCAAAGAUGCCAGACGGACCAAGUCACGGAUAUGUUAAUUCAUGAAACAUGGUCUAGCUCUAUUGAGGACCUAAUGCGCAAGAACAAGAUCAUAGUAGACAGCCCUGAAGACAGUGAUGUAGAUUUAUCUCCAAAAGGUUCCCCGGCCCAUGUGGACAAUUAUGCUAAUAAACUAGCUGCUGAUAUUGUCCAAAGUGGUAAAUGUCUCCUGGUUUCACAACAGGAUUCCCUAGAGGACUCAAAUAAAGGAGGCUUAAGUUAUAGGAAUACAUCCCAAGGUCAGCACAAAGAUACAGACAAACAAGGCUUUGAGAGCGAAAAUGUAAUGACAAAGAAAUCUCUGACUGCUCACCAGCCUGGUUUAUGUUUUGGCCCCAGGGAUGUACCACUUAUACAGAUCGAAACAGAACAAAGGGAUGAGACGGAGGUAGAGGAUAAAGGAAACAUUCUGGAUUUGACCUUUUCAGAAGAUUCCAAAUCUUCAAAACAAGAAGGAGAGAGAAACGUAUUCUCGGCAGAAGUCAGAGAUGUGCAGGGGAGAACCAAACAGGGAAAAACAAACCCUCAGCCCCCUACUCCAGCAAGCAGCAGUGAGGACAGCACAGGCAGCUGGUCACAACUGGCCAAUGAGGAGGAAAAUCCAGAGGAUUCCAGUAGUUUCCUGCACUUGAGUGAGCGCUCCAUGAGUAACAGUAACAGCAGCACCACCAGCAGUGCAGGAGCCAUGGACCUGGAAGCCUACCUGGAGGUAGUUUCAACCACUCCUUGCGCUAACAUAAAUGCAGAAGAAAAACAAUUGACCAAAGAUCUGCAGGACAAUCUAGAUGAAUGUACCUCUGGGCUAUCUGUGGGCACAGCCAGUUAUCAACAUGAAGUCUCUGUCAUAAACAUUGACCUGGAGUCAGACUGUACAGAAUCGGAAUUACACACAACCUUGCAGUGGAUCGCUGCCUCAGAACUGGGAAUUCCUGCCGUCUUCUUUAGGAAAUCUCAGGAACAGAAUAUCCGAAAGUUCCUGGAAGUCACACAUUUAGUUCAAGCAAAGUCCUGGAAAGUGGGAGACAUCUUCAGCGCCUUGGUUCUUCAUUGCAAGAUGCAAAAGCAGGGGAGCAAAACUUCACCCAGUUUUUUUGACUGGCUUCUGGAACGUGGCUAAAGAACAUUAGCAAUCUCCAACAACCAGGUGUCAGCCAUGAGGUUCUAGACCCCCCUGUCUCAUCAGUCCAUAGACAGGCAACAGUGUACAGCGACAGAAAUAGCAUUGCCAGAUUGUAUAUUUAGAAUGUAUUAGAAAUGCGUUUUCUAGGGCAAUUGGAACAUUAUUAUUAAUAUUUUUCUAAUAAAUAUAAAUAAGAUGUAUAUAUAUACAUACAAACUCACACACAUAAAUAUAUAUUGAAUAGAGCACCUUUAAACUGGCUGUGUUUGAGUGGACUGUGAACAUUUUUUUACAGUAAUGGGACAUUUGAUUUUAAUUGGCUCUAAAAUGUGCGCUUGACUUAUUCUUCACUUCUUGAUAUUUUGUUAAGCUGUGAAAUGGAUAGAAGUACCAGCCAGUUCCGGACUGCAGAAGGAUCUACCAGGCGUUUUGAGUAAAUGUUAAAUUGCAUUUUGGAAAUGUAUAGGAUUUUGCCAGCACCAAAAGAUUGUAAUUAUAUUUUAUAAAAUGUGAGAGAAGAGAUUAUACUGGACAAUAGGAUUCCUUAUUCAGGCGGCAGCAAAAGGUAUAUAUAUAUAUAAAUAUAAGUGCAUAUAUAGCAGGCUGAGACUAACAGUUUGAUAGUACAAAGAAACACUGUAAGGGGGUAAUUAUUCAUUAUGAAAUAUUACAGUAAAAAUGUACAUUAUGGGAGUUAUAGGAACCCGGGAUGAUGGCUGCAUGUGGCUUUGAGUAGUCAUAAAUAUAUGCUGGGCUGGGGAUUCUAUUUCUUCAAAAUAAUGACGGUUUGGAGGUAAGGGAUCUAAUUCAUCUGAAAUACAUAUAAAAGUGUAAUUAUAAAGCAAUUGAUCAUUAAUAUGCAUCAUGCAUACUGUAUACAUAGCAACGGCCAAGGAAUAUUCACAUGGCAAAAUGAUGAAUGGUAAAAGAGUAUGGGGCAGAUUUAUUACAAUUUGAACUAGGGAUUCCUAGUUUAAUCAGUAUUAUUAAAGGGAAUGUAAACCCUCAAGAGAAAUUCAUGUAAAACUGCUCUUCUGCAAUUUACAAUAUUUUUUCUUCUAGUUUUCAAGAUAUAAGCAUUAUUUUUACACUGCUGAUACAAUGAAUUUGAAACAAUGGUCAGCAGAAACGACGUUAGUGAGAAGAGGAAAGUCUUAUGAUGUUGCUCUGGUUAGAACUUAACAUAAGGAAAAUAUACUUUAUUGUUGCUGGGCAGAGAAGUAUAUUAGUGGGUCUGGUGCCCAUAGCAGUGAGGGGCAGUGUGCAUAGUGCAGGCUAAGACACAAACGAUUGGGUUGUAUGAACACUCUAUAGGGUCAUGCUUAAGAAUUUCCUGGUGCUGGAAUGAUGGGAGUGUGGACCCGCCAUGUAAUACAUUAAAGCUGGCAAUUUCUGUAUCCACAGCUGGCGUUACAGAGGCAGUUUGUGUAGCUAACCCCAGGCAGCAUAGUGAAUUCACUCAUUAAUUAAGACACUGGUUGAUGUGAAGUUGUAAUUAGGUGGACAUCUUGGUGUCCAAAUUGAUUGUUUAUUCCUUCCCCCCCCCCACAAAUUAUAUUAGCAGUAUAAAACCGCCAUUUUGGGCAUUUUUGGGCAUUUAAAAAUGUUGCAGUAUGUCAGAUUGCCAAUUCCAGCUUAUUUAAAUGAGGUGUUAAAGCUCAGCAGCUCUAAACUUUAGCAGCCUACAAAUCUGCAUUGCAUUAAUUACAAGACUUCAUUUACUAAAUAAAUUUAAUGAAUUUAAUUACAAAUGAAAGGGGUGGUUCACCUUUAAGUGCUCUGGCACACGGG
Molecule: messenger RNA, 6841 nt
Organism: Xenopus tropicalis (tropical clawed frog)
Lineage: Eukaryota; Metazoa; Chordata; Amphibia; Anura; Pipidae
Gene: sphkap
Product: SPHK1 interactor, AKAP domain containing
Exons: 12
Coding region: 149-5047 (1632 amino acids)
Cellular component (GO): cytoplasm
Source: RefSeq, a predicted model, not a curated record